This is a messenger RNA of Fopius arisanus, 3070 nucleotides long. Its product is annotated as sodium/potassium-transporting ATPase subunit alpha-like. NCBI's taxonomy places the organism in Eukaryota, Metazoa, Arthropoda, Insecta, Hymenoptera, Braconidae. The coding region runs from base 34 to 2955 and encodes 973 amino acids. Gene Ontology annotation, molecular function: ATP binding; P-type sodium:potassium-exchanging transporter activity; ATP hydrolysis activity. The transcript has 10 exons. Gene Ontology annotation, cellular component: plasma membrane. The record is from RefSeq and is a predicted model, not a curated record. Gene Ontology annotation, biological process: sodium ion export across plasma membrane; potassium ion import across plasma membrane; intracellular sodium ion homeostasis.
UCGAAAUGUCUCCUGGAAAUCAUCGGCUGGAUAAUGAGCGAGAGAAAUUCAUUACGCGAUGACGUUGACACCGACGUACACACGAGGGAUAUUAAUGAAUUAUUAAAUAAUUUGGGGACUGAUGUAAUGACGGGAUUAUCCAGUGCAAGAGCUCGGGAAUUGAUAGCGGAAGUCGGGGCAAAUGCGCUGACACCCCCCAAGAAGUCAUCGGAAAUUUUGAAACUGGGGAAAUGCUGUUUCUGUGGAUUUUCCACGCUCAUAUGGGUCGGUGCAUUCCUCUGCUUCGGGAGUUACAUUUUAGAAUCGGCUACACGAGAGGAUGCCUCCCCAGAUCACCUCUGGCUGGGUGUUGUCCUCGCUCUCCUGACGAUGAUAACCGGAAUGUUCAGUUACUACCAGGAAUCAAAAAGCACAAAAAUCAUGGAGACAUUCAACGAGCUACUCCCACAAAAAGCUGUUGCCCUGAGGGACGGUGAAAGGAGGGAGCUCAAUGUUACUGAGUUAGUCCCUGGGGACAUUGUCCUCAUCGAAACCGGUGAUCGAGUCCCUGCUGACAUUAGAAUCCUGGAAUGUCAAGGUCUUAAGGUCGAUAACGCAUCGAUAACUGGUGAGUCAAUCCCCCUUUUGAGAUCAUCAAUGACGUCAGGGGGGAGCAUUCUCGAGAGCAAGAACAUGAUUUUCUUUUCCACAAAUGUAAUUGAAGGUAGAGGCAAGGGUGUGGUGGUGGCAUGUGGAGAUCGUACAGCGAUGGGACGAGUAGCAAAAUUGACAUCGAGACUGUCUCCAAGACCAACGCCUCUGUCCCGAGAGAUCGCCUCCUUCAUGAGGUACAUCUCCUGCUGGGCUGUCUUCCUCGGGUUCUCCUUCUUCGUGAUGUCUCUGGGGAUGGGCUACGGUGCUAUCGAUUCGUUGGUCUUCCUGAUAGGAAUAAUCGUAGCAAAUGUACCAGAAGGUCUUCUAGCUACAGUUACUGUCAGUCUUACUCUCACAGCCAAAAGGAUGGCCAGUAAAAAUUGUCUCGUCAAGAAUCUCCAAGCCAUCGAGACACUCGGCUGUACAGCUGUUAUCUGCAGCGAUAAAACAGGAACUCUCACUCAGAACAAGAUGACAGUAAGGCACCUGUGGUUUGACGGACAACUGCGGGAGGUGAUGGCUGGACACAACUGGAGAUGGUACCACGAUAAUCCUGGAUUCAACAAUCUAGCGAGAAUUGCCAGUCUGUGCAACAGAGCAGAGUGGGCACCUUCUCCAGGACCUCCACCACCCCUCACCAAGAGAAAAAUCCUAGGUGAUGCCUCCGAGGCAGCCCUCCUCAAGUGCCUGGAGGUCCUCGUCAAGGGUGGAGCUGCAUCCUAUCGACAGCAAUACACAAAAAUUUUCGAGAUUCCCUUCAACUCGACAGACAAAUAUCAGGUGAACAUUCACUCAUUCAAGGAUCGGUACCUGCUGUCUCUGAAAGGAGCCCCUGAGAGGGUCAUCGAGCACUGCACAACCGUUUCCUUCGGCUCAGAAACCCGAGGACUCACUGAUGACGUCAAACUGGCUUACCUGGCAGCCUGUGACGAUCUAGCGAAGAAUGGAGAACGAAUCCUGGGGUUCGCCGAUUUAGAAAUCCCCGGGAAGUUCUUCCCGAAGGAUUUUCAGUUCAAUGGAGAUCCCCUGAAUUUUCCUCUGCAGAAUCUCCGCCUGGUGGGUCUGAUAGCGAUGCUGGAUCCCCCACGUCCAACGGUCCCGGAUGCCGUGUACAAAUGUCGUCUCGCUGGUGUAAAAGUGAUAAUGGUGACAGGAGAUCAUCCUGACACAGCGAGAGCAAUAGCAAAAGCAGUGGGAAUAAUAACGGAGGACCCCCAGGUCGAUUCCUCCCACUCAGUCGUCCUCACAGGCUCAGAGCUCCGGGAAUUCGGUGCCCACGAACUCGACGACCUCAUAAGAUCACACCCAGAGAUCGUCUUCGCGAGGACAUCACCAGUGCAGAAGCUCCAGAUAGUCGAGAGCUGCCAGAGGCUUCACCUCAUCACAGCUGUCACUGGUGAUGGUGUCAAUGACUCGCCAGCCCUGAAGAAGGCGGACAUCGGGGUCUCGAUGGGCAUCACAGGAUCAGACGUGAGUAGACAAGUCGCUGAUUUAAUUCUCCUCGACGAUAAUUUCGCUUCAAUCGUAACGGGAAUAGAAGAGGGUCGACGAAUUUUCGAAUGUUUGAAAUCAAGUAUCGCUUAUACAUUGGCCAGCAAUGUUCCAGAGAUCACUCCGUUCCUCGCGUUCAUAGCAUUUGGGAUUCCCCUGCCUGUGGGAAUAAUCUGCGUGCUGUGCAUUGAUUUGGGGACGGAUAUGUGGCCGGCAAUUGCUCUGGCAUAUGAAGAGACAGAAAGUGAUUUGAUUAAAAGACCCCCCCGGAUUCCCCAAACCGAUCACUUGGUCAGUAGAAAACUAGUUUUCAUGUCAUACGGUCAAAUCGGAAUAAUCGAAAUGGCCGCUGGUUUCUUCACGUACUUCGUGGUGAUGGCGGAGAAUGGCUUUCACCCUGGGGACCUGGUGGGCCUCCGUGCCACCUGGGACAACCGAGCAGUUACCGAUCUCAAGGACAGCUAUGGCCAGGAGUGGUCCUACCACCAGAGAAAAGUCCUGGAGUACACGUGUCACACCGCCUUCUUCGUAGCAAUCGUCAUUGUCCAGGUGGCAGACGCCAUCAUCUGCAAGACCAGGAGAAAUUCCAUUCUCCAUCAGGGUAUGAACAAUUGGGUUCUCAAUAUUGGACUUCUCUUCGAGAUCGUGAUGGCGUGCGUUGUGUCUUACGCACCUCACAUGGACGUCGUCCUCAAGACUUAUCCGUUGAAGGCUAGGUGGUGGCUUCCUGGGGUUCCUUAUGCUAUUCUUAUUAUCAUUUAUGAUGAAAUCAGGAAAUUCUGGAUUAGGCGGCAUCCUGGGGGAUGGUGGGACCGGGAGACGUCGUACUGAAGAUUUCAGUCCCAAAUUCUCAUUUAUUUUCUUGUCCUCAAAAAGGACUCGGAAGGUAUGGGGCACUGGCGAGUGUUGUAACCCGUCGACACGCACGAACGAGUGGAAAGUGGGG